AUGCCUGAAAGAAUUUGUGUGGUAGGUGCAGGAGCAAGUGGUCUGACUGCUACUAAAACAUGUCUUGAAAAUGGCUUACAAGUGGUAUGUUUCGAGAAAUCCUGUGAUAUUGGUGGAUUAUGGCGAUAUAAAUCACAACCUUGUCCUGGAGAGGGUACCGUGAUGAAAAACACGACAAUCAAUACAUCAAAGGAGAUGACAGCUUUUAGUGAUUUUGUGCCACCACCUGAAAUGCCUAAUUUCAUGAGUCACAUUCAAAUGUUGGCAUAUUUUCGAUCUUACGCUAAUCAUUUUCAUUUGCUACAACAUAUUCGUUUGAGUCAUGAAGUAACACGUAUUGAAAGAGAUGAGAAAUAUGAAGAAACUGGACGAUGGAAUGUUACUUAUCGCAUCAUUAACGAUAAUACAACGCAGACUGAGAAAUUUGAGGGAAUAUUGCUCUGCUGUGGUCACCACACAAUACCAUAUUGGCCUAAACCGUUCCCAGGACAGGACAAAUUUCGUGGCGAAAUUAUUCAUAGCCACGAUUAUCGUGAACCAUUUUCGUACAUUGACAAGACUGUAGUAUUGAUUGGAAUUGGUAAUUCUUCUGGUGACAUUGCAGUCGAUUUAAGUAGAAUUUCCAAAGAGGUUUACAUAUCAACUCGUAAUGGAACUUGGGUGAUUGGUAGAACUUGGGAUAAGGGUGAACCGAUCGAUCUUGUUUUUGUUAGUCGCUACGUGCAGACAGUAACAAAAAUUAUGCCAUCAUGGUUGGUCAACAAAUCAUAUGAAAAGAAACUUAAUCUGCAGUUUGAUCAUGGGCGAUAUGGUUUAAAACCGAAGCAUCACGCUCUUGCACAACAUGCUACUAUCAGUGAUGAGUUGCCGAGUCGUAUCGCAUGCGGAACUGUUAUUAUUAAACCGAAUGUUGCUCGUUUUACUGAACAUGAUGUGAUAUUCGAAGAUGGUACAGCGGUGUGUAAUGUUGAUGCAGUGAUCUUUGGUACUGGUUAUUCGUUUCAAUUUCCAAUCGUUGAAGAUGGUAAUCUCAUACCUGUUACUGAUAAUAAAGUUGAUCUAUAUCUGCAUAUAUUUCCACCACAAUUAUCACCAAAGAACACUUUGGCUGUAAUAGGUCUUAUCCAACCGGUUGGAUCUAUAAUGCCUGUUUCCGAAAUGCAAUCUCGAUUUUACUGUGAAGUAUUUGCUGGCCAUUGCAAGUUACCCGCAAUCGAUAAAAUGAAAAAGGAUGUUGAGAGAAGGAGAGUGCAAAUAGAAAAAAGAUUUCUGAAAAGUCGACGACAUACUUUAGAGGUAGAUUAUGCAACCUAUAUGGAUGAACUAGCGAAGAUGGUUGGCGUGAAACCGAAUUUGCUGAAGUACUGGUUCACUGAUCCUCGUUUGGCAUAUAUUCUGUUAUUUGAAGGCUUGGCACCGUAUCAGUUUAGAUUAAAUGGUCCAUAUGCAUGGGUUGGAGCGCGUGAUGCAUUGUUAGGUAUGGCGAGACGGACAUUCGAGAAUUCUCGCACACGACAAACUACUGAGACAAUGAAAUCAAAACCGAUUAACAAGUUUUUAUAUUAUCUUAACAUGAUGAAAUUUUAA
Molecule: messenger RNA, 1587 nt
Organism: Brugia malayi
Lineage: Eukaryota; Metazoa; Nematoda; Chromadorea; Rhabditida; Onchocercidae
Exons: 9
Coding region: 1-1587 (528 amino acids)
Molecular function (GO): NADP binding; N,N-dimethylaniline monooxygenase activity; flavin adenine dinucleotide binding
Source: RefSeq, a predicted model, not a curated record